Messenger RNA from Fulmarus glacialis (Northern fulmar), 588 nucleotides. RefSeq names its product olfactory receptor 6F1-like. Gene Ontology annotation, biological process: G protein-coupled receptor signaling pathway. The record is from RefSeq and is a predicted model, not a curated record. Gene Ontology annotation, molecular function: olfactory receptor activity. NCBI's taxonomy places the organism in Eukaryota, Metazoa, Chordata, Aves, Procellariiformes, Procellariidae. Gene Ontology annotation, cellular component: membrane.
UUUCUCCUGUCUGUCAUGGCCUAUGACCGCUACUUAGCCAUAUGCUACUCCUUGAGAUACAGCUCCUUCAUGAACAGUGUCCUCUCUGCUCAGCAGGUGCUCAGCUCCUGGCUGGGAGGCUUUCUGGCCAUAUCACUGCUGUCCUUUCUGACAUCCAGGCAGACAUUCUGUGGGCCAGAUGUCAUCAAUCAUUUCCUCUGUGAUACAGAUUCCUGCCUUGCCCUCUUCUGCAGUGACACGUGGCCCAUGGAGCUAGCAACCUUCCUUGCCUCCAUAAUUGCUCUAGUGGCCUCCUGUGUGAUCACCAUGGACUCCCACAUGUACAUCACCUCUUCCAUGCUGAGAAUCCAGUCAGCCCAUGGCCAGAAAAGGGCCUUUUCCAUUUGCUCUGCCCAUCUCAGUGUUAUCACAAUCUGGUAUGGAUCCACCAUGUUCCUGUAUGUCAAGCCAUCAGCCCAGAACUCCCUGGAUCUGAACAAACUCGUGACUACCUUUCACACAGUUGUAACUCCUUUGUUGAACCCCUAUUUCAUACUCAGGAACAAAGAAGUGAAGCAAGCUCUGGGGUGGGCUUUCCAGAAGAAGUAA